Molecule: messenger RNA, 2402 nt
Organism: Drosophila serrata
Lineage: Eukaryota; Metazoa; Arthropoda; Insecta; Diptera; Drosophilidae
Gene: Ets96B
Product: ETS variant transcription factor Ets96B
Biological process (GO): cell differentiation; regulation of transcription by RNA polymerase II
Cellular component (GO): nucleus
Molecular function (GO): DNA-binding transcription factor activity, RNA polymerase II-specific; sequence-specific DNA binding
Source: RefSeq, a predicted model, not a curated record
CCGUUCCAUUGUCUCCGCAACCUGUUAGCAGCGGGUGGCAUCAGCCCAGCAGGUGUCCUUAAAGUGCAACCUGCUUUAAGGCCUCUUCGAUCCAGGGAUUUCCCUCAGAGAUAUUUCCAAAAAACAAAUCUCAGACUAAUUUUGCCAAGGGAGAUGUGAAGAAACCCCCAGUUAAAAGACACAGACUCAUGACAAUUUCCUGCCGUGUCUCGUCUCAUUUCCUUAUUCCGCAGAGCGACUACAGCGAGGCCAAGACGCACUUGGAGCAGCUGCAGCAGACGCUCACGCACCUGGAUCACACCCACACUCAUCCGCAUCCGCAUCCGCAUCCGCAUCAUCAUCAUCCCCACCACGCCCACUUGGGGCUGUACCAUGGAGCGCCCAACACAUCGACGAUAACCACCGACUCGGUGGUUUCCUGUGUCAGUUCCACGCUGCCGGCGGUGGCCAAGGCUAUUUCCUCUUCCUGCGUCAAUCUGGAGACGGAGCGCAAGAAGUCAUGCCAUGCCAGCGACCUGGAUGCAGCCGGGCAUGGUCUCAUGGAGGCCAUUUGCAUUGGCCAGAAGACAUCGCCGUUGCCAGUGGCAGUGGCACCGCCGCCUCCAUGCUGCUUGACCCUGAGCGGUAGCUCCACGCCGCCGGCUCCCAUAGCCACGGCGGCGCUGAUGAAUGCCUCGUCCGGAUCCUCCAGCUCAAGCGGAGCAAGUGCCUCACUUUGCAAUGAUCUCACUAGGGAAUCCUCUUGGUAUGCCCAUCAUCAUCAUCAUCACCACCAUCAUCAUCAUCAGCAAUUGGCCGAUGAAUUGGUUAUGUAUGCCACGCCCACUCCUGCUCCGUCAAUCGGAAAAUUUGGACUGGACACUUCCACCGAGGGUUACCUGAACGCAAGGUACAAUGUGAAUGUCAAAGGCGUGCGCCAUGAGAGAACAUCCACUUUCUUCGACAUACCCGCUGUGACGCACCCACACUCGCAUCCGCAUCCGCACCCGUACUGCUACAGAUUCCCAUCAUCGCCACCCGCGGGCAUUCUGAAAAAGAGCGACGAAGCUGCUGCCGCCGCCGCUGCUGCUGCUGCUGCAGCAGCCUACUGCAGUGAUGUCUCCUCCGGCCAGCACUUUCCGCACCACACGAAGAUCGAACAUGCGGAUUCCACCACGACGGCAGCCCAGCAACAGCAGCAGCAACAACAGCAACAGCAGCAACAACAGCAGCAGCAGCAACAACAGCAACAGCAGCAGCAGCACCACCAGCAGCAGCAGCAACAGCUUCAACAGCAGCAACUGCAACAUGCCGCUGCACUGCAUCCCCAUCACCAUCACCAUCAUCCCGGACACCACCACCACCAGCAGGCAGCGGAGCAGCAGGCCGCCCACCUAACCCACCUGACACCGCUUCACGCCGCCUCCGCCUUUAAGUUUAGCCACACGGCGGUCAUAUCCAGCUCCGCGGUCUACGCCACGCCCUCGCACUACGCCCACCAACAACAGACACAGACGCAGUCUGUCUACCGAGAACUCUCGCCCAGCUCCGUGGCUGCGGCAGUGAGUGAUCCGGAUUUGAAAUACGACAGCGGUCCCUACAAUGCCACCAUCUCAUCCACCUAUCCCACUGCACUGAGGCCCAAUGUUGUGGACUCCACCACUUCCAGCGAUGCAGAGCUGCGCCUGGAUCAGUUUUAUGCCAGCAAUGGCAUCUCCACCAGCAGCAAUGGUCAGACGAUCAGCCAAAGGAGAGGAUCUUUGCAGCUAUGGCAAUUUCUGGUGGCCCUGCUGGAUGAGCCCACAACCAGCGCCAGCUGCAUUGCCUGGACUGGACGUGGCAUGGAAUUCAAGCUGAUCGAACCGGAGGAGGUGGCCCGACGUUGGGGCCUCCAGAAAAACCGACCGGCCAUGAACUACGACAAGUUGUCCCGCAGUCUCCGCUACUACUACGAGAAGGGCAUCAUGCAAAAGGUGAAUGGUGAGCGGUAUGUCUAUCGCUUCGUUUGCGAUCCGGAUGCAUUGUUUAACAUGGCCUAUGGCCACCUAACCACCGGAUCCACUGGCGGCAAGGGUGACCAGCAUCAGCAUCAGCAGUUGACACUGUCACUGGCCAAGACCCCACCGACAUCCAGUGACUCGCAGACGCAUUCGCCGCGUGUGGCAAAGUCGGAUUAUUACGAUACCGCUGGCUUGCAUAAAUAUUAGCCACUCCAGCAUACGUGUAUGUAUGGGUAUUCAUAUGUGGGCGGAACGUGGGAAUGCGGCCGAGUGGGCGUGGCCGGGUCCCCUGUACAUUGUGUAAUCUAGUUGCGUGUGUAUGUUUGAAUUUUGGGAACGAAGGUUUCGCCACGAUGAGCUGCGUGAGCCUACAUAUUUAUUGAUUCCGAAGGCCGCCGUCGCCGCCGGGCUCAUCAAAGCGGA